ACAUCACCUCUAAACAUAUCGCCUUCAAACUUCUAUGCAGAGUCGCAAGGGUUUUUGCAAACAGAGCUGCUUCGUCGAUGGAACAAUCUUCACCGAGAGCACAUUUCUUAUCUUUCCUAUUUUUCCAUAAUAGUUGCUAUUCGAUCCAAAGCAAACCCCUUUUCCACAUUGACCUUGGUUGUGGCAUUGGGAUUGGCCUGCUCGAGCACUAAGUCGCUGAGCUAAGGGAAAAAGGAAUUAUAACAAACAUAAGGGGGGGAAGACUGGCCACAAAGUUAAACGCAUGGAUAGAGAAGGUUAUUAACAUCACAGCAAACAAACAAAAACAUCCGCCUCCCAGUUCUUAUCCUACCAAAGUUAUAAGUCCUCCCGCCAUUCUGCGUUGUGUGUAUGAAUAUCUUUCAUUGCUUCAUGCUGCACCACUUCACUCAACCCUCUUUCUAACCCCUCCAAACUUUAAUCGAAACUCUUUGGCGGAAUCUCGACUCUCCCACCGUCGACACUACAACGGAAGAGAUUUUUAACAAAUCACCAAACUUGUCACUCGCAAUCAUAUCCAUCACCUUGUUCAACAAUAUAUUGCAAAUCAGUGCAGUGCAGUGCAGUGCAUAGAGAUCUUCGUCCACAAUUUUACCUGCAACAUUACACUCUCGUCUCAAAAGUUUCAUAGAGUUUUAAUCUUCUCUUUCAACCGUUGAUGUCGAUCGUUAUUACUAUCACUCCCGCAUCAUUAUUUGAAGAUCACGGGCUGCCAUGUAGUACAGAGAAGUUGAGCGUAAGAUCAAUUUUAUCCUGACCCUGAGAGAACUGGACUCUACAUACCUGACCAGGUACACGUUAAUAUCACAAGCAAGAUAUUCAUCACACUUUCAACUUUUACCCGUCGAUCCCAAACUUAAUAUUCGAAGUUAGCCCUCAUUCACGUUGCGCAUCGAUAGUACAUCAUCAUUAAUAUCGUACGCUUAAAAUCACUUUCUUUGGGUCUGUACAUCUAGGUACAAUCUCAUCGUCCAUAACUUUUACAUCCGGUAAAAUUAGUGGAGUAGAAAGCUCUGGUCCAAUAUUAUCCCAAGGACAUCAAGAACUUCCUAAAUAUUUCUCCAAUCUGUCAAUUACGAAUACUGGCGAAUCUAUGGCAACCAAACAACAACAAUCAGCUCCGACGCCGACGCGGCCGAGGAGCACAAAUGGAGUUAUCAAAGGGACGAAAGCCGGUACGGGAGAUGAGAGGAUAGUUGUCAUUGUUUUUGGCCAAGGUCAAGAUAAAAUUGUUCCUGUUUUCGCAGAUGUACUUGGAAAACCAUAUCGGAUGGCCACCAACUUUUCGUCGCUUAAAAAUGAGGAUCAUGGAACUGUGAUAGGAAUAGCAGCAGGGGAUGCAAAGGUUGAUAUUGAUUCCCGGAAUCGCUCAUUGAUUGUCGCUAUUAAUGCGCAUUGUGUGGCCUUGGGGAUGCCACCUGAUUUGGAUUUAUCAGCCUCAACAGAUUAUGAAUUUCUUUACACUGAGACACCAUUUUUUCGAAGAGAUCUCUCACGAUUUAUCUCAUUCAUUUUGGGUCAAAUAAGUCAUCACGAAGCACUCAUAACGAAGCCAAGGACUUAUUUCAUAUCGACAACAUUUCCAGACGUUCGGACGGCAUUGUCUAAUUUGGAUAUUCUUUCUGUUGGAUCCGAUGCAGUAGAAAUUCGUGUCGAUUUACUAAAGGAAGGUUUAACUGACGGAACUUUCAAUUCUGUGCCAAGUUUGAGUUAUGUUGGUGAGCAAGUAAUGCUGCUCAGACAGCGUACAGAAUUACCGAUAAUCUUCACGACAAGAUGCACGAAAGAGAAUGGUCGAUUUCCUAUGGACAAUCCAGAACUUUAUUACGAGUACCUUUACCGAGCUAUACAGUGGGGAUGCGAAUAUGUGGAUGUUGAGGUUUGGUUACCAGAGGAUAUCAGAAGAAGAUUGUUUGAGCAAAGAGGAAACAGUAAGAUUAUUUCAGCAUUUCAUGAUUUCUCGGGAACAUUCAAGUGGCCAUCACUCCAGGCUCAAAACAUCUUCCAAGAGAGCCGAAAGUAUGGAGAUAUAGUCAAGAUGAUUACGAUUAUCAACACAAUGUCGGAAAAUUACGAACUGGAAUACUUUCGUUCUCAGAUAAAAGCCAACAAUCCCGAUGGUCCUCCAUUAUCUGCUGUCAACAUGGGACAACUCGGACAAUUAUCUCGAGCUCUCAAUACCGUCUUCUCACCCAUCACACAUCCUCUUCUCCCUAUCGUCGCUGCACCCGGUCAAUUGAGUGCCGCGGAAAUCAAUGGCGCUCUAGCAACCAUGGGUCAACUCCCAAAGAAGAACAUCUACGCUAUCGGUACUUUUCGCUCCAUUCCGCAAGCAACUUUUUUCGAAAAGUGUUUCAACGAGCUAGGUUUACCACACAAUUUCGCAACUGUGGACCGAGGUGUCAAAGGUUCUGUCGAAGCUUUUUGCUUGCAACCUAACUUUGGUGGUGCAUACAUCAAUCCACCUAUCUCAUCUUCACAGCCAUACAUACCUAUGCUAUCGGAUGCAGCACGUACCAUUGGCGCUGUCGAUACUAUUGUCGUCCGAGGCGAAGGACCAUCAGCAACUCUUAUCGGGGACAAUGCAAUCUGGAAGGGAAUUCGUGCAACGCUUACACGCGAUUUUGCCCCUUCAGCAUAUAAAGAUCGAGCUGCUAUUAUCUUGUCGAGUAAUGGAGAAGAUGCCGCGUCGGUUAUAUUUGCACUGAGGAGUCUUAAUAUUGGGAAGAUCUAUACGGUUGGAUUCAAGGCACAUGGACCAUUGGCGGCUGGUGUCGAGCCCUUCACUUCUGUGGAGAGUGUUACCAAAUCUGACACUCCAUUUGCGAUAAUCUCAGCACUAGCACCGGAGAAGACUCAUUUAGUACAACCCCUUCUAAGAUAUUUCAGCAAUGGAAGAGAUUCUCGAGGGCAAGGAAAGGUCUUCGUUGACCUUGCCAAUGGACCAAGAAAGGGAGAUCCGAUAGGUGUCGCAGAAGGAUGUGGAUGGACGGCUUAUGGAGUUGCUGAUACGAGUGCCUUCACAACGGUGGAGACUUUAAGAUUAUUGGUGGGACAGAACGUUCCAUAUAGUUUUGUGCGACUGGCCAGUGGGAGAGGAUUGUAUUGAUUUCUCUGCGGAGACUGAGAAUGGCAGUGACUAUUUUGGGCUGGUUAAUGCGCUUGUGGUGACGUCAGUGCAAGAUGUGGUGUUCUCUCUAUUUUUCACAAGGCAGGCGUUAAGGGACGGUACACAGCGGGCCCAUAUUUCCAAGAAUGAACAGGACGUUGUAGAUGAGACUAGAACGAGAAUGGUUCAAUUGGUCAGGCUAUGGCUUUGUGCCUUCCAAGGUGUAAAGAGUUCGGAUCAUUUUUAGACGGCGGAUUGAGGUUCGCAUUGUCUUUUGUUUUUAUCCAGUGUUAAAUUUAAUGAAUGCAUGAAAGUCGAAAUCUUAUUACACAUACUUGAAUAAAUUGUAUGUACGCACUUUAAUGAAUUGUAUGUUGCUCGUUU
Messenger RNA from Sclerotinia trifoliorum, 3532 nucleotides. The record is from the annotation of a GenBank genome assembly. NCBI's taxonomy places the organism in Eukaryota, Fungi, Ascomycota, Leotiomycetes, Helotiales, Sclerotiniaceae.